AUGUCCGACAAACCGACCCCCUCGAAAGCCGACGAAUGGAAGGGUUCCAAAGCCAGCAAAUUCGACAACAAAGCGUAUAGCGAAUACUUUGAUCCAUGCCAAGAGGCGGCAGACAAGAGUAUAAAGUGUUUGAAGAGGAAUGGUGGUGAGAGAGCUAUGUGCUCGGAUUUCUUCCAGGCAUACCGAGAAUGCAAAGAGCAAUGGCAAGAAGCAAGGAGAGAAGCGAGAAGGAACAAGUCAUGGUUUGGUUGA
Alternaria novae-zelandiae is the source of this 252-nucleotide messenger RNA. RefSeq names its product Mitochondrial copper homeostasis protein (gene COX23). Lineage: Eukaryota; Fungi; Ascomycota; Dothideomycetes; Pleosporales; Pleosporaceae. The record is from RefSeq and is a predicted model, not a curated record. The coding region runs from base 1 to 252 and encodes 83 amino acids. The transcript is spliced from 4 exons.